AGAAGCCAAGUCACCCCCUCCACAACACCCAGCCCCUGACCCAAUGGAGUGACUAUUACGCAUAUAGGGGGUUCAGACUUGACUCCCCCAUUGCAAUCCUGCUACAUUGGCCACUCACCAUGUUUUAUAUCCUCACAACUCUUUUACCUCAAAAUUACCCUCAUGCGGACCAGGUUAUAGAGCAGCCAAAUAGUUUCCUAAUACAUAUGCUAGGUGUGGAGAAGGAAAUAGAAAUGAUACCACUCUUUAAGGAGUUAGCCUACCUCAUCCCAGGUGUGAGCUUUGAGAUCCACAUGAUAGGACCAGAUAUUGCCGACACCGCAGAUGGCAAAGCGUACGAUGAUGUUGAUCUACAUGUUAUGGUGCAUAAAUGUGCCUAUCAUGAAUAUCCAGGACCACCACCUGACUUCAUUAUAGGUUUCAAUGCUGGUAUAGGAGCCUACAUGCCCUGGGCUAACACCCUUGUGACUCUAAAGGAGCUUGGAGUGCCUGUGUAUUUCACAGACUACUGUCAGUAUAGCUGCGAAUGUGCCAACCCUCCAAUGGAACACCUGAAGCUGGGAACAGCAACUAAGCCAAUGAUCAACCCAUUCAGGUGCCCUGUGCGCAAAUUCUGUGAAGAGCAACUCAUGCCAUGGUAUAGCAAUGGAUUCAUCUACACAUUGGACUUUAACUAUAAAUCAGGUGCUGGUGGUGAUGCUGAUCGCUAGGACUCGAUGGAGAUAUUCUCUGAGUUUGAAGUCAUGAUAUGCUGCAUAGUAAUCUUUUGCAACUCAUGAUCUGGGAUAGCAAUCUGGUCCUGGU
This is a messenger RNA of Owenia fusiformis, 804 nucleotides long. Lineage: Eukaryota; Metazoa; Annelida; Polychaeta; Sabellida; Oweniidae. The record is from the annotation of a GenBank genome assembly.